Molecule: messenger RNA, 921 nt
Organism: Lolium rigidum
Lineage: Eukaryota; Viridiplantae; Streptophyta; Magnoliopsida; Poales; Poaceae
Product: WEB family protein At2g17940-like
Exons: 2
Coding region: 1-921 (306 amino acids)
Source: RefSeq, a predicted model, not a curated record
AUGGAUGUCGACGGCGGUGUGGUGGCAGCGGGUCGGGCAGAGAUCGAUACGAGGGCGCCGUUCAAGUCGGUGAAGGAGGCCGUCGCGCUCUUCGGCGAGAAGGUGCUGGCCGGGGAGCUCCUCCACGGCGGCCGGCGAAUCAACACCGAGGUACGUGCUCUACCGGGCCACCUACAUCGAGUGACACCAUCGCCAAGACCUCCUGUUAACCACCAACACGCCGCUGCUGUGAUUGUCAAUGUCGCGGCGGCACCACCACCCCCGCGUCACGUACAGGUACCGACGACGAGGGAGCUGAACGACGCGAAGGACGAGCUGGAGAAGGAGCGGGAGGAGAAGCACAAGAUGGCAGGCUGCAUCCUGUCCCUCCAGGAAGAGCUGAGCAACGCCAUGAGAGAGCUGAAGAAGCUCAAGGCUCGUGACGAGGAGGCUCAGGCCAAGGUCAUUGACCUGCAGGUGGAGGACCUCAAGUUCAUGGAGAUCAACAAUCAGAAGCAGCAGCACCGGAACCAGAGCAUACCAACGAGCAGCGUCGACGUCAACAUGGCCUCGAAACACGCCGCCGAGUUCCAGAAGAAGCGGUACGUCACCUUCGCCGACCCGCCGACGGCCGCAUACGACCGGGCGCCCUCGCCGCCCCGAGCUCUGCCGGACGUGGUGCUGGAGCUGCAUCAUCAGCCGCAGUACGUGCCGUCGGGCCGGCCGCAGUACCGCGAGGUGCGGUUCCAGAGGCAGGUGUCGGCCGGGCACGAGACGGUGAAGAAGGUGAUGGCAGCCGCGGCGGAGGAGGAUGGGAGGAAAAAGAAGAAGAAGCCGCUGAUCCCUCUGGUGGGCGCUCUCUUCAUGAGGAAGAAGAAGAGCUCCUCGGGCGGUCACCACGACGACGGCUCGUCGGCGGUCAAGCCGCGCCCGUCGUUUUGA